Molecule: messenger RNA, 335 nt
Organism: Scutellospora calospora
Lineage: Eukaryota; Fungi; Glomeromycota; Glomeromycetes; Diversisporales; Gigasporaceae
Source: the annotation of a GenBank genome assembly
UGAAAAUAGGUGGCAAAGGAAUAAUCGUGGAAAUAGACGAAUCAAAAUUUGCAAGAAGAAAAUAUCAUAGAGGUAGAAGAGUUGAUAGUGUAUGGGUGAUUGGUGGAAUAGAAAGGACCGAAGAAAAAAGAGUAUUUUUAAUAAUUGUAGAAAAACGAGAUAAAGAAACUAUAAGAGAGAUUAUAGAAAAAUAUGUUGAAAAAGGUUCGAUCAUACAUACCGAUUGUUGGAAAGGUUAUAUAGGUAUCGAAGAUUUAGGCAUUAUACAUGGAACUGUUAAUCAUUCUAUUUAUUUCACGGAUCCAAGACCGGAGUUCAUACAAAUACUAUCGAAG